Messenger RNA from Syngnathus typhle (broad-nosed pipefish), 24634 nucleotides. It is a transcript of the gene dst, whose product is annotated as dystonin. The record is from RefSeq and is a predicted model, not a curated record. Gene Ontology annotation, biological process: hemidesmosome assembly; wound healing; intermediate filament cytoskeleton organization. Bases 57 to 23957 code for a protein of 7966 amino acids. The transcript is spliced from 103 exons. Gene Ontology annotation, cellular component: cytoplasm; intermediate filament; focal adhesion. Gene Ontology annotation, molecular function: microtubule binding; structural molecule activity; calcium ion binding. Lineage: Eukaryota; Metazoa; Chordata; Actinopteri; Syngnathiformes; Syngnathidae.
GGGAGCGAAGGAGGAGGUGUGAGUCGAGCGGCUCUCGGCUGCCUCAUCUCAGCUUGAUGAUGAUCGCUGCCGUGUUUCUGGUUCUCCUCAGGCCGCUCAGUCUUCAGUGCGCGCUGCUGCUGCUGUUGCUGUUACUCGGAACCAUUGCCACUAUUGUGUUUUUUUGCAGCUGGCAACGCAGUGUCGCUCACGGGAAGCAGCCCAUCAAAUCAGUGCUGUCAGGGCGCUCCAAGUGCCGCGUGGGCCUCCGAACGCAUCAUUUUCGAUCAGAGGGCUUCCGACACAGUCCACGCCACUCGAGAAGAAGCUCACAUGCUCGGGUGACAGACGAAAAGUCCAAUUUGGUGGAGGUCCCGGACAAUGAGCCGGAUUCCUCAUCGAUUCUCAGGAAAAGGAAAGUGAAGAAGCGAGUCCUGCCAGCGUUCUAUCAGUCUGUGCAAGUCACCCCGACACGGAAAACUAGCUCCUGCUCGGGGAACCCUUCCCUCCACUGCUCCAUGUCUUCCUCUGCCGAUUUAUCCGAAGAGGAAGAUUAUAUUGUCAAAUCGGGGUCGACAUCGCCGGCACCUGGCGAUACUUUGCCAUGGAACCUGCCCAGACAUGAAAGGUCCAAGAGGAAAAUUCAAGGAGGCUCCGUGCUGGAUCCGGCUGAGAGAGCGGUGCUCAGAAUCGCAGAUGAAAGGGACAGAGUGCAAAAGAAGACAUUCACAAAAUGGAUAAACCAACAUUUGAUGAAGGUACGGAAGCAUAUAAAUGACCUGUAUGAAGACUUGAGAGAUGGACAUAACUUGAUCUCGCUGCUGGAGGUUUUGUCUGGAGACAAAUUGCCGAGGGAGCGCGAUGUCCUGAAGACAUUGCGGUUGCCUCGGGAGAGAGGAAGAAUGCGCUUCCACAGGCUCCAAAAUGUACAGAUAGCACUGGACUAUUUAAAGAGACGGCAGGUCAAACUUGUAAAUAUCAGAAAUGAUGACAUCACAGAUGGCAAUCCCAAACUGACCCUGGGAUUGAUCUGGACUAUAAUACUGCACUUUCAGAUUUCAGAGAUUCACGUCACAGGUGAGUCCCAGGACAUGACGGCCAAAGAGAGGCUGCUGCUUUGGUCCAAGCAGAUAACGGAGGGCUACGUCGGUGUUAGAUGUGACAAUUUUACGACAUCCUGGAGGGAUGGCAGGCUCUUCAACGCCAUUAUUCACAAAUACAGACCCGACUUAGUUGACAUGAGCCGGGUCUCUACACAGACCAACCGAUCCAAUUUAGAGAAUGCAUUCGGUGUGGCUGAGCAACUUGGGGUGGCCAGACUGCUUGACCCAGAAGAUGUGGAUGUUCAGUCUCCUGAUGAAAAGUCAGUCAUCACAUACGUGUCAACACUGUAUGAUGCCUUCCCGAAGGUUCCCGAGGGAGGAGAGGGAAUUAGCCCCAAUGAUAUCGACAUUAAAUGGGUGGAGUACCAGAACAUGAUCAAAUACCUCAGUCAAUGGAUCAAACACAAUGUGGCCGUAAUGUCCGAUAGAUCAUUCCCCAACAAUCCUGCUGAACUUAAGGCACUUUACACACAAUACCUGCAAUUUAAAGAACAUGAGAUUCCACUGAAGGAGAAUGAGAAGACAAGAAUAAAAAAAUUCUACAAAAUGCUCGAGGUGUGGAUCGAAUUUGGACGAAUACAUUUACCUCCGGGUCAUCACCCAAAUGAUGUGGAGAAGGAAUGGGGUAAAUUAAUUGUUGCCAUGCUGGAAAGAGAAAAAAGCCUGAGGCCUGAGGUAGAAAGACUUGAGACGCUGCAGCAGAUUGCCAACAGGGUUCAGCGAGACUGUGUUCACGGCGAGGACAAGUUGGGGCUGGCAAGACUUUCCCUGCAAUCUGAUGUUAAACGUCUUGAAUCUGGCAUCCAUCUCCGAAAUGAAGCCGAGAUCGCCGGCUACCUUUCGGAGUGCGAGAACAUCCUGAGACAACAAGUAGUGGACAUCCAAGUUCUUCUCGAUGGAAAAUAUCCAUUCACAGAUCAACUAGUCCGAAGGGUAUCAAAUCUACGAGACGAUCUUCUCUCCCUGAGAGCGCAGUGUGCCUCUUUGUACAACAAAGGCCGCACUUUAACGACCGAGCAGACCAAAAUGAUGAUAUCAGGCAUCACGCAGAGCCUGAAUUCAGGCUAUUCCCAGAACGUGAGCCGAACUCCUUCACUCACCCAGGGAGGCAUCGAUACCUCCACAUUCACCUCGAGCCUUACGCCGUCCUUGAGCCGUGGGCUGCAGUCUGCUUCAGAGCAAAGCUACAUGAGCAGCGCUGACAAUAUGGAGCCAGGCAUCCUCAGGCUAAUCGCACCCAUGCACAUCCCCAAGCCCUCAAUGAAGUCCACACUGACCGAUUCCAGCUUGACAGAAGCCGAGGUGAACAUAGAAUACAUUCAGGACCUGUUGAAAUGGGUGGAGGACAUGCAGUUGCAAUUAGAUCGCUCUGAAUGGGGAUCUGACAUGCCAAGUGUGGCGACGCACUUAGAUAACCACAAAGCGCUACAAAGAGCUAUCGAAGAAUUCCAAAUGAGUCUGAAAGAGGCCAAACUGAGUGAAAUGCAAAUGGAACUACCUUUGAAACAAACCUACUCUGACAAAUUAAGCAGUCUAGAAAAGCAGUAUGAAAAACUUUUGAGGUGUUCAAAGGAGCGACAAAGCAACCUGGAGAGCCUGCACGACUUUGUGUCUCAAGCAACUCGUGAGCUCAUCUGGCUUAACGAGAAGGAGGAAGAGGAGGUCGCGUUUGACUGGAGUGAUCGCAACAGCAACAUAUCCAAGAAAAGAGACUACCAUGCUGAUCUGAUGAAGGAGCUUGAUGAAAAGGAAGAAGUGAUCAAGUCUGUACAAGACUUAGCGGAGCGUCUUCUUUUUAAGAGUCACCCAGCUCGGUUAACUAUUGAAGCAUACAGAGCUGCCAUGAAAACGCAGUGGAGUUGGAUCCUGCAGUUGUGCUCGUGUGUGGAACAGCAUCUAAGGGACAAUGCUGUUUAUUUUGAGUUUUUCACUGAUGCCAAAGAAGCCAUGGACUUCCUUCGAAGCUUGCAAGAGGCCAUUCAGCGAAAGUACAGCUGCGACCGAACCAGCAGCUUGCACAGACUGGAGGAUCUCCUUCAGGAAUCCAUGGAAGAGAAAGAGCAACUUCUUCAAUACUGCAACACGGUAGCCGGGCUGAUGGGUCGGGCUAAGAAUAUUGUGCAGCUCAAGCCGAGGAACCCUGACAGCACUCUUCGAUCUUCCAUCCCUGUCAAAGCCAUCUGUGAUUAUCGACAAAUAGAGAUAACCAUUUAUAAAGAGGAUGAGUGCGUGCUGGCUAACAACAAUCAUCGGGCCAAGUGGAAAGUGAUCAACCCUGCAGGCAAUGAGGCCAUGGUGCCCUCUGUCUGUUUCACCGUGCCCCCACCUAACAAGGAGGCUAUGGAGAUGGCUUCAAAAACGGAAGAAUUAUACCAGAACGUCCUCUCACUUUGGCAUCACUCCCACAUCAACAUGAAAAGUGUGGCGUCUUGGCACUGUCUCAUGGCUGAUAUACGCACUAUCCGCCACUGGAAUGUAGCUUCUUUUAAAACGAUGCUACCGGGUGAGCAUCAGCAAGUUUUGAGCAACCUUCAGUCCCAUUUUGAUGAGUUCUUGGAAGACUGUGAGGAGUCCGAGGUGUUCACCGUGGCAGACUGUGCUCAGCUGGAGAGGGACGUUGAAGGCUGCAAGGAAUACUACCAAGAACUACUCAAAUCUGCAGAGCGAGAGGAACACGAGGAGUCUUUGUACAAUCAUUACAUCUCAGAAAUACGCAACUUCCGGAUGCAUCUGGAGACCCAGGAAGAGCAACUGAUCAGGAAAAUCCGCGCGCCUCUGGACAGAGACGACAUGUACCAGAGUCUGCAGCGCAUCACUGAGCAAGAGAAGAAAAUGGAAGAGCUGCAUAAAUUUAAGGAAGACCUGGAUAACAUAAAUGAGAAAUGUGAGGUGUUCCUCAGACAAGCUGCCGGCUUUCCAUCAGCUCAGACUCUUUCCGCCGAACUAAGCAUUGUGCUUCAGAGCAUGAGCCAAGUGCACUCCAUGUCUUCUAUAUACAUGGACAAACUGAAGACGAUCAGUUUGGUGGUGAAGCACAGCCAGAGUGCAGAGGCGUUGGUGAAGGCCUACGAAUCCAAACUCUAUGAGGAAGAUGCCAUCAACUCUGACCUUCAGUCUAUUGAAACAGUCACUUCUAUACUCAAGCAAUGGCGAACCGAGAUUGACGAAAACCAGGAAGUCUUCCACAAUCUGGAGGAUGAACUGCAGAAAGCCCGACUCACCAGUGACCGCAUGUUUAAGUCCCACAACGAGCGAGACUUUGAUCUGGACUGGCAUAAGGAGAAAGCCGACCAACUGAAUGAGAGAUGGCGCAACAUUCACUCCCAAAUUGAUAGCAGGCUUAGGGAUUUGGAUGCCAACAGCCAAUUCCUGAAGCUUUACAAAGACUCCUACAGUAGUCUAGACGAAUGGAUUCGAGAAGUUGAAACAGAACAGAUAAUGGCCCAAGAAAAUAAACCUGAAGAUAGCAAGGCUUUUGCUGAAGUGUUGAACAAACAGAAGGUUCUUGUUGCUGAAAUUGAACAAAAGCAGAGCCAGAUUGAUGAAUGUCAGAAGUACUCAGAACAGUGCUCCUCUGUCAUCAAGGAUUAUGAGCUCCUGCUGAUGACCUUCAGAGCGAUGGUUGAUUCCCAACACAAAUCUCCACUCAAGAAACGCAAAAUGCAGAGCUCUUCUGAUAUUAUACAGCAGGAGUUUAUGGAUCUUCGCACCCGCUAUACAGCCCUUGUGACCCUCAUGACGCAGUAUGUGAAGUUUGCAAGUGAAACCCUGAAGAGAGCAGAAGAGGAGGAGAGAUCGGUGGAUGAAGAAAAGCGAGAGCAUGGUGAUAAAGUUAGCAAACUAUUAGGUUGGAUGUCUAAUGUGAAACAGAAUGCGAGCAAUGAGGGAAAUACUCUGAAAGAUAGUAAUGCCAACAGAGAUGCUUCAAAUAAAUCCCAGGUCUCCAUGGAGGAAAUGGUUACUAAGAAAGAGCAGAUUGCGGAAGCUAUUAGGGCCACAGAAAUGAUGCUGAACAAACACAGUGAAAAAAUGUCAGAAGAGGAGAAAGAAAAAGCCCAGGAACAGUUGAAGGAGCUCAGUCAGGCCUACGGUGACCUUUCCCAGCAUUGUUCUGAUCAGCCCACACAUGAACAUGAGGACGUGAAAGCCACCAGUAGCGCGGACUGUAUUUGGACCCAAGCAAUGGAUGGCCUGAGUAAUGACAUAAUUGGGUUCCUCCUUCCGACCCCAGACCUGUCUCAGCCUGAGUCUCAGAUGUGCUGGGAUGAUGUUCUCGAACAUGAUGCUUCUCACACGUCGACAACUGGGAAUUAUUUGCAGGAGUUAAACAUGGAGAACAAGCGCAUAGAGGAUUCAGACGUGACCUCCGUGUCCAUCUGCGACGUCGCAGCAGCAGCGAGGGAUGCGUCCACGGUCGACGAGCUUGUCGUAAAGAUGAUAGAAGUCAAGCAAGUCAGUGAUGGACUGAAUGUGACCUACUCAGGAGAUACAGUGACGCUUAAGACAGCGUUUCAGCAAGGGCUCAUUCCUGCUUCUGUCUAUGUUAACAUUCUCCAGAGGCAGAAAAUGGCGCACGACCAUUCUAAUGCAAAUGAGUCCCAUUUAGAAGCCAUGCAGGUUAAUAGACUGAUACUGGAGUGCAUAACUAAAUCAGUGACACCAGGGAGAACUGUUCACACUAUGACAUCUGUCCACAACCUAGACAGAAUAUUAAAGUUGAAUCCCGCUGAGGAAAAUGUUGCUGCCCCAACAGAAAAGGAUAAUACAAGAGCAAGUCAAAAAGUUAAUUCUUCCUCUGGCAACUUGGACAAUGGGGAUGGAGUAAGAGUAGAUGCAGAAGUUCAGUGUGAUUUGAUGAGUUUUAGCAGUACACUCAUUGUACUUGGGAACAGGCAUCAGUUCGUAGGCCUUGUGUUGCCUCGGUCGAAUGAAUGCCAGUUUAGUGCCGCAUCAUCGGAAUACGAUGAGCAUCGCAGCACUGAUGUGUUUGAAAGCAGGCUGCUCAGCAGUAGAUGGAAAGUGUCAGCUUUUUAUAUUCCAGAAAAUUCAGAGAUUGUGGAUAUCAAUGGUGCCGUACAAAAUGGUUACAUUGACGUUUACACGGCAGACAUCUUAAAAUCCAUCGAAAUCCCUGAUGAGUUUCUCGAUGUUGAUCACCUUGAUGAGAAGUUUUCAUCUUGGCUCAUGUAUCGAAAACUCAAAGUAGAUGGACGUAGCCAUGAUGGAGUUGUGUUUACUCCUUCGGAGACAAAGCAGCUUUUUACAUCCUACCUAAUGAUAAAUAGUUACAUCGACCCAAAGUCUCAAAAUAGGGUUUUAAUACUUGACAAGCCCUUAAUUAAAAUGAUCCAUUUAUUUCUUGAAGAUUCUGUAUUAUAUGAUAGCACCCAACACAGUAUGGUGCCUUGGACUGUCCAUACUGAAGAUCUUUUGGAGCAGGAGGACUUUGAGGUGCCAUUCAUAAGUGAGAAAGCAGAAGAAAUGGUGAUAAACACAAAGAACUACAAAAUGAACCCUCAUCAUUUUGUCCCCUCAUUUGAUGGGGUACUUGACAACAACAUAAAUAUAAAUGAUGAUCUAAAAAUGGAUUGCAUGGACAAUGUCACAGAAGCUGUUAUGCUUACUGAAAGACCAACAGACUACCAAAUGCUUGAUGAUCAUUUAUAUAUUGGGGAUCAAUAUGAUGCUAAUGAUGUUUACAAGAUUCCAACUACCCAAGAGCUUGCUUUUAUCAACAGAUGUAAUGCUGACUCACUAUCAAUGUGUUCAGAGGAAAGCAGCCAUCAGCUUGCUGCAGAGCUUAGUGCUGAGCCAUUGUGCAAUGCAUCAAGGACGAUCAAUAACACUACAGAUGGUGAUGUGUUGAGGGGAGGAAAACAUCACAGUGAUAUUCAGUUGGAUUCACAGUUUGAAGAAAAGGGCAUUUUGGAUGACACAUCUGUCAAUGACCUGGAGGGAACAACUGAGGAGACGGAGGAAAACAUUUAUUCAGAAGACUUGAUUUAUUCAGAAGUAAGGUGCAGCCAGCCUUACCCGGAUGAUGAUAAUCUUGGUCCUGUUGAUGUGAACGAAGACCGAGAAACACAUAAUUCAUCCAAGAGGAAGUCUUCUCUCCUGAUAGAGGAUGAUAUUGUUUUAGAUGACGAGGCAGAAAAAAAAUUAAUGGAGAUAAGUGAUCAUCAUUCUUCUUCAUUACUUUCUGGUCAUGAGCCACUGAUGAUGUCACCCUCUCAUAGGGAAGAGGUUUCUCCCGAGUGUGUCCUUCACUUGGAAGAAUCGGCUUCACUCUCUGAUGUCACCAACUCACUUAAUGGAGUCAAUAACCUGCUGGCUGAUAAGCAGGAUGAGUCCUAUGAAACUGCUGCUUCAUCUUCAUAUCGUGCUAUUACACUAGAAAGCCACAGUGAGUCUUCCACCGAUGCGAAUCAAUGUUACAAGGUUAACGCAAUGUCCAGUGAGUAUGAUUUCUACAAAGCUGGAAAUGUGACAACUUGCGAAUUGGGAAAAUCAUCAUUUUUGGUUUCCCCUUUUGUCGAGGCUGAGAUAGGCUGCUCAUCACCUGGAGAUGUGGUCAGUGAUGUACAAGGUAGCUCUGUCACAAAAGAUGGCGACAGACUCCAGCAGAUAUUUCUUCCUUCAGAGAGUGGUUAUGAUCUCAAACCUGAGCCCAAUACUUCAAAGCAUGAUUUGCUCAGUGAAAGAGUUUUGAACCCAUCAUCCUUCCCAUCUGUUGCAUCUAAUGAAUUUACGGCAAAAAAUCCUUAUGAUAAAAGCUGUGAUAUCAAAUUUGUUCAUCAGGAACAAACACUGAUUGGUUUGAGAUGCAGUCCAGUACCCCCAGAAGAAAGACAACUAACAGAAUCAAGUGAUUCUGAGGAGAACUAUCACAAAUCAAAGGAGGUGUGUGUAGAAGAAACAUGUCAACAGAAUAUAAAUUUGGCUGGAUCAGUUUCAAGUCCACCCACUUCACCAGACUCCACUCAGAAUUCUGUGAUCGAAGUGAAACGCAAAGGCAAUAUACUUACUGAUCAAAAUGGGUUGGAUGUAGAUGGAGAACCUCAAGUAGUUCCGGAUUAUUUGCUGAAUAAAACUUUUCAUGGAAGUGAUGAUGCUCUCAGUUCAGACAAAAAUAAAACUGACGAUGAAGUCCAUGAAAGAAAGCCUGGGAUGCUAACCGGAAAUGUGAAAGACGAAUAUGAAGCCUUAACAGUGAAAGAGAUAGAAGAGUCCAUCAUCAUCACUAGAAGAGAUGAAGAUAAAUCUGAUGCCCCAGCCAGAAAGGACAAAAUAAAGAUUCAUAACUCAGUUACAAACAAUGAAGAAGACUUUGGUGUUCAAAUUAAAGAGGAUGAAGAGUCGUUUGAUGCCCCAAGGGGAGAUAUUCAAGAGGAUGACGCAGACAAUGUUCCUGGAAACAUUGAAAUGAAUUCUGACAACCCAUCGAGAAAAGAUGAAGAGUGGUAUGACGCCCCAUCUAUAAAAGAUGAAGAGAACACCUUUUCACUAAAUGGAGAGGAUAAAGAAUAUUCCAGCGUGCCAAUUGGAGAUGAUGAAGUGAGGUCUUGCACCCAACCUAUAAAACAGGAUACUGAUGCUCCAACAGAACAAAAUGAACAGAUUGAUGCUCAAACUAAAAACUUGGAAGUCAAGUCCAUUGUUUUGCAUGAAAAAGAUGAAAAUGGGUCUAUUAGCUCACUCAUCAAACAUGAUGAGUUUUAUACCCUCACUGGAAACACCGAAGAUGAAUACAAUAUCCUAACUACAAACAACGAAGAAAGUUCUGAUAUACCACUAACAAAAGAUGAAGAUGGAUCUCAUGGAUUUCAAGAAGAGCCUGAUAUACCGACCAGAAGAGAUGAUAAAAAUCAUAAUGCUCCGCCAGUAAAAGAUGAAGAGAGAUCUGAUGACUUGGCUGAAAAAGUGAAGCAAGAGCUCAUCUGUUUAGAUGCACAACAUUUGAACAAAACUGACACACAACAAGAGGGGAAAAUCCAUGAAAUGAAGCCUUGUUUUCUUAUCAGAAAAGAUGAAGUGGGUGAAAAUGAUGGUGCAUUAACUGGAAAAGAGGUUGGAGAAUCAAAUGAAAGAAAUGAAGAGUUGACUAAAACUGGAAAAUAUGAAAACAAGAUCACAAUUUCAAUUGUAAUAGAUGAAGACUGCAGCACCCCACGAGAAAAAGAUGAACGGGUUUAUGACGCCUCACUAAUGAAAAAUGAAGAUGGACCAAAUGACUCAACAAGACCAAACAAAUCCCAUGAUCACCUUGGAAAGGAUGAAGACUACUCUUUUGAUACAAUUAGGAAAACUGGAAAGGAGUCUGAUUCUCCAAACACAAGGGAUGAAGCUGUGUCUCAUGUCCCACUUAUAAAAAAUGAGAGUGGUUGUAAUUCUCCACCUGUAACCGAUGAAGAGCUGUCUGUUGCCUCACCUCAAAAUGAGGAAAACGAUUCUGAUGCCUUGCUAAUGAAAGAUGAAGAGUGGUCUAACAACACAAUUAGUGAGCCUAAUCCUGAUCCCCAAACUAGAAGGGACAAGGAUCGAGAGAGCUAUUGUAUGCUCCCUGAAGAAGAUCAAAAGUAUUCCAAUGUCUUAACUGCAAAAUAUGAAAUUGGUUCGGAUGCCACUCUUGCAAAGUCUAAUGCCUUAACUGAGGUGUCUGAAGUGUCACUUUUUAAAACUGAGGAAGCAUCUGAAAUGCCAACUGGAAUCAUUGAAGAGGAGUCCAGCACUUCGAAUCAACAAAAUGAACCAGAGUCUGAACAAGAUGAAGAAGGCUCUGAUACUCAACCUGGAAAAGCUCAAGGCGACUGUUUUACUCCAAUAGGAGAAGACGAGGGGGAGGUCGUGUUUGCAGGUCAAAGUCUCGUGAAAUAUGAAAAGGAGUCUGACGUCUCAAUUAUAAAAGAUAUAAUUGAGUGUCCUGGCAUAUCCCAAAAAGAAUGUUGUAUCCCAAUUGAAGGCAAUGAUUUUUGGUCUCAUAUCUCAUCAAGAAAAGAUGCUCAAAUUAGAAAAGAUGAAAAGGAGACUGAUCCUCCAAUGAGAUUAGAUGAAAUCAGGUCAAAUGUCUUACUUCCAAAGGAUGAAGAGAAGUCUCUAAUGCCAGCUGAAAGUAUGCAAGAAGAUUCUAGUACCAUGUAUCGGCAAAAUGAACAAGUCUCUGGAAACGCUGCAAAGUCUGAUAACCAACUUGGAAAUAAUAACGGUAAUUAUUCUACUCCGACUGAAGAUGGAGUGGAAUCUGAUGUCAUGCCGGUACAAUAUGAAGAGGAGUCUGAUUCUUUACUCAUAAAAGAUGAAACGCCAUCUCAUGACACAAUUCAAAAAAAUAAAGAGUCUGAUAUCCCAACUACAAGAAAUGAAGACCUGUAUCAUGCCACAUCUAUAAAAGCAUUUGAUGCCCAAACUCGAAAAAAUGAAGAGGAAAAAGACAAAGAAGGCUGUGACAUGCCUGCGAAACACAUUGAAGAAGAGUCCAAUAGCCCAGCUAGAAGAAAUAAAGAACACUUUGGAAAAGAUGAGUGCAUUGAUACCCUGACUGGAAACAUUGAAGAAACAUUCCAUGUUCCAACUAAAAUAGCAAAAGUUUCUGAAGAUGUGUCUGAGAACGAUGAUGAGAAUGAUCUAACUGGGAAAGUUGAAGAGAAAUCCAAUAUCCUGUCUAGAAGAGAUGAUAAAGCCUCUGAUGCAGCACUUGGAAAAAAGAAAUAUGAUUCUGAUGCACCAUCUGAAAAAGAUGACUUUGAUGCACCACCUGGAAGUUUUGAACAGCAGUUUGAGCCCUUCCUAAUAAAUGAUGAGUUGAAUACUCCAAACGGAGAUGCAGAAGACUCUGAUAUAUUUCCUUCAAAAUAUGAAGGAUCAUCUGAAGCCAUGCUUGUGAAAGAUAAGGAGAACUCUCCAACUGGAAUAGAUCAUGAAGAUGCAAAAGAUGAACGGAACUCAGAAUCUCCAAUAGAAAAAGCGAAAGAGCAGUCACUUGUUCCCAACAUCCAAAUGCAGUUUCUACAGGUACUUCAAAGUGUCUCCUCAGGCCAAAACCUCUCAAUGCUCCAGGAAGUGAUGGAGAGCCGUGCUUUAGGGAGUGAUACUCACAUCCUGGAAUGUAUCAAGGAGGAGAGCUCAGAGGAUGAACUGCUGGCAGAGCAGUCGCCUAUUCUCUCCGCCGACAAUGUGGACGAGAUCAAGAACCUGAUAUUCUCUACCCAGGAUUACCUCGAGUGUGUUGGCAGACUCCAAGAUCACGCCGAUGUUUUAGACGAUGUUAGAAAAGACCUUUUAAUCGGAGAAUCAAAUGGCACCAACAUGGAGGAAUUGCAGAUUCAAGUAGAUGAAAUCCAGUCACUAGAGUCCCAAGUUUACUUACUAGCCGGUGUCCUGACUGAAGAUAUGGAAAAGGCCAAACUGCUCUUAAAUGCUCCUGACGAGAACAUCCCCGCACAAAUCCGUAAAGAUCUGUCUUCAACAUAUGAGGAAUUACAGCAAAGUUUUACUACGGUUUGCCAAGAGUGUGCAGAAAAAACUCAGUCGUUGUUUCGGGCCAUGGAAAAUAGUAAGAAGGUAUAUUUGGAAUCAACAUACCAGAAACAUCUUGCUGAUCUCGAUAUGUUGGUGGGCCUCAUCCAAAAGGAACUAAAUAUAGCAGAUAUGGAUUUCAACACUUGUGAUGUUGAAGCACUCAAAUGCUGCAUCCAAAGAAACAAGGAUGCUGAGAGUAAUCUUCAUCAAAAUGUUAAACUCAAAUUAGAGGAUGUCACAUUUGCUAUCCAGAGUUUUAUUUCUGAGCACGCUCACUUAUUGAGUCCCGCUCAGAGCAGUUGCCUCCUCAAGUGCCUCAGUGGCACUCAGAGAACCUUCAGGGACCAGAUGGACAAACUUGUCGCCAUGAGAUCUACCUUAGAUGUCCUCUUGGACACCAAGGAGAAGGAAGACCAGAAGAAGCUCAUAUUGGAAAGGCAGCAAGAGAUUGCAGACAAGUUAGAGGAAGUGUGCGACAGUCUCACUUUGACUGAGAAUCGUUUGAUUGGGCACCAACAGCAGGCUAGUAAUGCCGAGUGCGUCACAGAUCUGCAGCAGUACCAGCAGGAGCAUCAGGCCUUGCAAAAAGACGUCUUAACAAACGCCACUGCGCUGAAUGAGGUCAUAACAAGUACGAAAAGGUUUUUGGAGGAAAAUCGGAGCAAGUUGACGGCGGAGCAAAUUGCUGAUAUUGAGACCAAGUUGGAAGAAGCAAAAAGCAAAGCUAAGCUUAUCCAAAAGCAAGCUGAGGAGUCCAGGAAGGACUUAGAGAAGGUUGUAACCACUGCUAUAAAGCAGGAGAGUGAAAAGGCUGCAGCUGUUGAGCAUCUUGAGGAAAGCAAGAACAAAAUAGAAAGUCUACUAGGUUGGAUCUCAAAUAUUGGGGAUCAAAAUGAAAGAAGCAUUGAUGAAACAGACCUCAUAAGCAAAGACAAUGGAAACCUGCCAGAGGAGACAUUAGACAAGUCGCGGAAAGAAAAGAAGGAUGAUGCAAAUGGAAACAAUUUACUUCGAAGUGAAAGUGAUUUUGAUGGGCAAAGUGACGCCUGCAUGGAUAUUGACAAGCAGUAUGAAAGAGUCAAGGCUCACCAUCAGGAGAUUCUGUCCCAGCAACAGGAUUUGAUCAUGGCCACCCAGUCAGCCCAAGCUCUUCUGGACAAGCAAGCCGAUGUUCUGUCUCCACAGGAAAAGGAAAAACUGGAGAAGAACAUUCUGGAACUGAAGGGGCGCUACAAUGCCUCUCUCACCCAAGCUGAGCAGCAGAUGAAGCAGGUACAAUGUGUACAGGAGGAGCUGAAGAAGUUUCAGGAUGAUUGCAAAGAGUUUGAGGACUGGUUAAAACAGGCUGAGGGUGAGGUGGAGCAUUUGGGUGGCUCAGCGGGUUCCCUAAAAAUCCUCAAUGACAAACUUGUCAGACAGAAGAGCUUUUCAGAGGACGUCAUCUCUCACAAGGGAGACCUUCGUUUCAUCACCAUUUCGGGCCAGAAAGUUCUGGAUGUAGCAAAAGCAUGUGGAGUCGCUGACCCAGUGGCUAAAAAUAAUCUGAUGCAAGUGGAUACUUCAGGAACUUGUUCUGCUGUCAAGGACAAACUAGAUUCUGCAGCUAGUCGAUAUAAGACACUUCACUCUCAGUGCAAUCAACUUGGCAACAAUCUCAAAGAUGUCGUUGACAAGUAUAAGAAAUACGAUGACUCAAGUUCGGAUCUACUUAAGUGGCUCGGGAGUUCCGAAGAGGAGGCGAGGAAGCAGCAGUCAGAGGCCAUCGCUGCUGAGCCACAAAUUCUCCAGACACAGCUGGAGGACACCAAGGCUUUACAAGGUCAGAUGAGCGGACAUCAGACUGCUAUUGACACGCUACGCAAAACAGCAGAUUCUUUGAUCUCAUCUGAUGGAAACCUGCUGAGCAACAUAGAUGAGAUCCAAGAGACAGUAGAUGACAUCGUGGAGCGGUAUGACAACUUGUCCAAGUCUGUGAGUGAUCGCAAUGAGAAGUUGCAGAUGACUUUGACUCGCUCCAUGAGUGUUCAGGACGGACUGGAUGAGAUGAUGGGAUGGAUGGAAGGAGUGGAAACCAGCGUGAAAGAAAAUGGCACAAUUCCACUGGACUCCGCAUCCAUCACAGAUAUGUUGAGCAAAGAAACAGCCAUAGAGCAGGACAUAGCAAGUCGACAGAGCAGCAUCGCAGCCAUGAAAUCUAAAGUGACCAAGUUUGUGGAAACAGCCGACCCCACAUCCGCGGCACUCCUGCAGUCCAAGAUGGAUGCCCUCUCCCAGCGCUUCUUGGACACGUGUGACAAGCACAAGCAGAAAGUUUCACGUCUGGAACAGCUUAAAGACAAGGUGGAGCAGUUUGAGAAGGUCGCAGAAAAUGUCCAGCAGUUUGUUAUGAAGCGUUCGCAAGAUCUACAUGAGACCGACGGGCCAGGGAAAACCUUUGAAGAACUCUCUGAGUUAACGCAGAAAACAAAAGCUGAGAUGGCUGAACAUGCCAGUAAUUUGGAGAAGUUGCAGACGUUGUCGAAGGAGCUGUGUGAAAUGAGCAAAGAUGGUAACAAAGCAGUGAUGCAGAGCAAGAUGGAUAAUCUCUCAAACAUCUUCAGCACCUUCAAAGACACACUCAAAGAAAAGGAAGAGGAGGUAUCAUCCUGUCAGGACCUGCUCGGGGAGUUCAGGUCUGCGGCCAGUGCUCUCAGCAAGUGGCUAGAAGAGACCAAUGAGAAAGUGCCCGUGGUGCAGAAAAGUUGCAGUGCAAAAAGUUUGGAGAAGGACCUCCAAAUAAUCACUGGAUUACUGGAAGAAUGGACAUCUAAAGGCCCUGCUGUGCAGGACUUGAACAAUAGAGGAUCUUCACUAUGUAGCCACAUUGCGAUUCUCACAUCCCCUGCAAAAGCAAAGAUCCCUAACAAAACAGCUCUUACUAACGGUGGUGGUCCAGCGAGCCAUUCCUACCUAACCAAUAAAGAGCUGAUGACAAUUCAGCAAAAUAUGUCCUUCGUCAAUGAGGGCUAUUCCUGUCUGGGUGACACACUGAAGAGUCGAGCAGCUGAGCUGAAUGGAUCCGUGCGGGAGCUGAAAGAUGCCAAAAAGGAGACGGAAAACAUGAUGACGUGGCUGGAGGACAUGAAAAAGACAGCAGCUUCUUGGAAGAAUGGUGCCACAGAGAAAGAUGCAGUGAAAACACAACUUGAACAGCAGAAGGUGUUUGAAGAGGACAUGAAGCAGAAGAAAGAGCAGCUCCACAAGCUGAGGGAGAAGCUCAUUGACUUGAUUGAAACUCAUCCAAACUCACAAGAAGCUGACAAAUGGAAGCAAAUGUUGGCAGAAAUUGAUGCUGCUUGGGCAGAUAUCAGUGGCUCCGCCUUGGAGAGGAAGCAGCACCUGGAGCAGUCCAACAAAAAUUUGGACAUUGUCCAAAGUACUCAACUUCAGCUUGGUCAGUGGCUGUCAGAGAAGGAGAUGAUGAUGAGUGUCCUUGGACCGCUCUCUAUUGACCCCAACAUGCUGAAAAUGCAGAAGCAACAAGUCCAGAUCCUACAGAACGAAUUCAAGAGCCGCAAGCCUCAGUUUGAGCAACUAAAGGAAGCCGCAUCUGCCAUCUUAAACUCAUCAGAUAACCAGGACCCCUCAAAUGGGAAGCUGGUGAGGGAGCAGCUCACUACCGUUACUGAAAAAUGGCAAGGACUUAUAGGACAGCUGGAUCAGAGAGAUGCCCUCAUCGACCAAGCUGCGGUGAAGACAGGGCAGUUCCAAGAGCUGUUGAGGACUCUCGGCCAGACCACCGCUCAGCUGGAGGAUCAGCUCAGCGGGCAUCAAGCCAGCAGUACCCAGCCCGAUGCGGUGAAGAAACAAUUGGAAGAUGUCCACAACAUCUCGGUCCAGCUGAGGGAGGAGAAGGGGAAGCUGAAAGAGGCUGAAGCCGUUCAUGCGGAGCUCACAGCGAUGGUGACUGAGGACUAUCUGAAAGCUGACUUAGACAGGCAGCUGGAGACUGUCAGCAAACCUCUGCGACAGCUGGAAGAGAGAGCAGCCAAACAAAUUGAGCAGCUGAACUCAACCUUCGCCAGCUCCCAGCAGUUUCAUCAGACCUCCAAAGAUUUCCAGUCAUGGCUGGCUCAGAAACUGCAAGACCAGUCGAAACCUCAGCCCAUCUCUGCCAAAGUGGACGUCCUUGAAAAAACUCUGGAUGAGCACAAUAACCUUCAGGUGGCGCUCAGAGAAGAAGAAGCCACUUACAGUUCAAUAGCAGGGGAAGGCGAAAUGCUUCUGCAAAACACUGAUGGUGCUGAAAAGUUGGCGCUGCAAGGUCAACUGUCUCUGCUCUCCUCUAACUGGCAAGAGGUGAAAAAGAGCUCCGAUGCACAGGGUGAAAAACUUAAGACUGCCCUGCAGAGAGCUAAAACGUUUGAGGAGCAUGUGGAGAAGCUCCACACUUGGGUGAAGGAGUGUGAAGCCAAAGAGGGUCGAGUCAAACUUGCUGUUGACCCUGUUGCUGUAGAGGAUGCUGUAGUUCAAGUGAAAGCUCUUCAGAAAGAUGUAGACAAGCACAGAGGGAUGGUGGAACAGAUGAACAAUGCUGCGGGGAGCCUUCUCGAGGUGGCUGACGCUGACACGGAUGAAGUUAAAAAAGAGGCGGCGAGCAUUUCUAAAAGAGUGGACUGUUUAUUGGAAGGUCUCCAGAACAAAAGAGAAUCCUUGGAAAAGAUCUCACAUACUGUUAAAGAAUUUAAUGAAGAUUUUAAGGAGACUAAGGCUCAUCUAGAGGGAGCUAAGAAGCUCCUGGAUGCUUAUGAAUCCCAGGGAGUACAGGCCUACAGCAGUAAGAACUUAACCAACAUGAAAGCCCAACAGAAAAGCCUUGAAGGGCUGCAAAACCAAGUCGAACACCUUACCAGCUUAGCAAAGACCCUCGUGGUUGAUCUCCCGGAUGCUGAUGGAGUGACAGACUUGCUAUUGCAAGCUGACAGCAUAGAAAAGGAAUACAGCAGUCUUAACAAGAAGCUAGAGGAGACAUGCCAGGUCCUGGAAAGCAAAUUGCAGGGCAUUGGGCAGUUCCAAAACAGCAUCCGGGAAAUGUUCACCCGCUUCACAGACCUGGAUGAUGAGUUGGACAACAUGGCUCCGGUAGAUCUGGACUUGGUUGUUCUUAAGGAGCAGCAGGAGAACAUUGAGAGAUUUUUAGCACAGCUGGAAGCGCUGAUGGUCAACACGGCCGAUGCAGGAGAUGGCUGUAAAAGGAUGCUCGAAACGGACUCCUCACCUGACCUGUUGGGUCUGAAGAGAGACCUGGAUGCGCUGAGCAAGCAGUGUGGCAAGCUGGUGGACCGAGCCAAAGGCAGAGAGCGGCAGGUGCAGAGUACUCUGCUCAAGCUGGAGGAGUUCUGUGGAAAACUUCAACAUGUGGAAGAUCAACUCUGCAAAGCUGGAGACAAGGAAACUUCCCAAGGAGCGGUCGGCAUGGAGACAGACAUUAUCAAUCAACAGCUGGAGGUUUUUAAGGCUUUCCAAAAGGAAGACAUUGAUCCUUUGCAGACACAACUCCAAGACAUCAACUCCAUCAGUCAGGGGCUGAUCCAGAACGCCGCCAGAGGAACCAAUACUAAAAAGCUCGAGGAUGACCUGGAGAAGGUUAACACAAAGUGGAACACGCUCAAUAAAAAGAUCGCUGAGCGUUCAGCCCAGCUGCAUGAAGCCCUGUUGCAUUGUGGAAGGUUCCAUGAUGCUCUGGACUCUCUGCUCAGCUGGUUGACAGACACGGAGGAGCUCAUGGCCAAUCAGAAGCCUCCUUCGGCUGAGUUCAAAGUGGUCAAGGCACAGAUACAAGAGCAGAAACUCUUACAGAGACUGUUGGAUGACCGUAAGCCCACAGUGGAGCUGAUAAAAAGCGAAGGGGGGAAGGUUGCAGAACUGGCAGAGUCUGUGGAUAAGGAAAAGGUUGCAAAAGAGGUCCAAUCCCUUGGGCAGAGGUGGGACACUCUGCUCAAGAAAGCUGAGAACAGGCAUAAGCAACUGCAAAGCAUUUUGGUGGUCACUCAGCAGUUCCAUGAGACUUUAGAACCUCUGAGCGAUUGGCUCGCCGCCACAGAGAAGCGCCUCUCCAACUCAGAACCAGUUGGCACGGAAACAUCGAAGCUGGAAGAACAGAUCUCCCAUCAUAAGACCAUAGAAGAGGAGAUAAUGAAUCGCAGUAAAGACCUGUUCCAUGCUGUCAGUCUGGGUCAGAUGCUCAAAGCUGUGAGCUCUGUUGAUGACAAGGACUUUGUUCAGUCCAAGCUGGACGCCACGCAGGCCGCUUACAUUGAGCUGCAGGAGCGCUGCAGAAGGAAAGCCGAGUUACUGCAGCAGGCCCUGGCCAACGCCCAGCUCUUUGGAGAGGACGAGGUGGCCCUCAUGAACUGGCUCAGUGAGGCACACGCACGUUUGAAGGAAGUGUCCGUGGAGGACCACAUAGUAGACACACUUGAAAAGCAGAUGGCAGAGCAACUGGCUUUACACAAUGAUAUUGAAUUGAGGAAGAAGAAUGUUGACAUAGCCCUCUUCAAUGGAAUGGAACUAUUGAAGCAAACAACAGGUGAUGAGGUUGUUGUUAUCCAAGGAAAAUUAGAUGGAAUCAAAACAAAGUAUGCUGAGAUCACCUCCAUGAGUGAAAAUGUUGUGAACACACUGGAGCGUGUUUUGAGUCUCUCCACAAAGCUGCACCAAACACACGAUGAUCUGAGCACCUGGCUGGUAAAGGCUGAGGCCCAAGUCAGUUCUUAUGUGGAUCAGGAGCCGAUCGGCGAGCAGCUCACUCAAGCCCAAAACAUUCAAAAGACUUUGCUCAAGGAGACAAAAGACAAAAAAGCAGCAGUGGACAAGCUGAAUGAAUUGAGUACUUCCCUGCUGGAUCUCAUUCCCUGGCACACCCGAGAAGGUCUUGACAAGCUGGUGACGGAGGACAAUGAGCGGUACAGAGCUGUCUGUGACAGCAUCACUCAGCAGGUCGACCGGAUCAACGCAGACAUUCUCAAGUCACAGCAGUUUGAAGACGCAGCAGAUUCUGAACUAGCAUGGCUUACAGAUGCUGAGCGUAAGCUACUGUCAAUGGGUGGAAUCAAAUUGGGACAGGACCAAACUGCAGCCCAACUACAAGCACAUAAGGCCUUUUCUAUGGAUAUUAUGAGGCACAGAGAUUCCGUGGAUGCAAUAGUGAAAACAGGAAAAUCCAUCAUGAGCAGCAAAAAAACAGAGGAAAAGGAAUUGUUAAAGGCCAAGACCCAGACUCUCGUAGAGAAGUAUGGUGCGGUGAGUCAGCUGAACUCCGAGCGCUCUCUGCAGCUGGAAAGAGCUCAGUCUCUUGCAAGCCAGUUUUGGGAAACCUAUGAAGAAUUGUCACCGUGGCUUCAGGAAACCCUAAAGACCUUCAACCAGCUGCCUCCACCCGCCAUCGAGUAUGAAACGCUCAAGCAGCAACAAGAGGAACUAAGGCAAAUGAGGGAGCUGAUUGCUGAACACAAACCACACAUAGACAAGAUGAAUAAGACAGGACCUCAAUUACUGGAACUGAGUCCUGAGGAAGGGCUGCCCAUCAGGGAGAAGUACACAACGUCCGAGCAGCUGUACACCAAAUUGAAGAGUGACGUCAAACAGAGAGCAGCCGAGUUAGAUGAGGCCAUCUCCAAAUCCACUCAGUUCCAUGAUAAAAUCGACCCCAUGCUGGAAUCCUUGGAGCGGAUUGCUGAGCGCCUGCAUCAGCCUCCCUCCAUUUCAGCGGAGGUGGACAAAAUCAAGGAGCAGAUAACAGAGAAUAGAAGUGUUAGUGUGGACCUGGAGAAACUGCAGCCUUCCUUUGAGACCCUGAAGCAGCGAGGCGAGGAGAUGAUUGCGCGGUCCAAAGACAGAGCAUUAUCUGCCAAAGCUGUACGAGACAAAAUGGACCAUAUGGUGUUCCUAUGGAGUGAUAUUCAAGUCUUGCUGGACGAGCGCGAGGCCAAGCUAUUGGAUGUGAUGGACCUCGCCGAAAGGUUCUGGUGCGAUCACUGCACUCUGAUCGCCACCAUCAAGGACACCCAGGACUUGCUGAGGGAACUGGAAGAGCCAGGGGUGGAUCCUUCAGUUGUCAAACAGCAGCAGGAGUUUGUUGAGGGUUUUAAAGAGGAGAUUGAUGGGCUUCAAGAGGAGCUGGAUUCUGUUAGAAACCAAGGCUCUGAGCUCAUGACAGCCUGCGGAGAACCUGACAAACCUGUGAUAAAGAAAAGCAUUGAUGAGGUGAACUCGGCAUGGGAAAACCUCAACAAGACUUGGAAAGAGCGAGUUGACAGGCUGGAGGACGCCAUGCAGAGUGCAGUGCAAUUCCAGGAUGGCCUGCAGGGUAUGUUUGACUGGGUGGAUAUCCUGGAGAGCAAACUGGACUCCAUGUCACCUGUGGGCACAGACCUCGAAACUGUCAAGCAGCAAAUUGUUGAGCUCAAGGAGUUCAAAGUCGAGGCGUACCAGCUGCAGAUUGAGAUGGAGCGCCUGAACCACCAAGCGGGCCUCCUUCUCAAGAAGGUGACAGAGGAGUCCGACCGCUGCGCCAUCCAGGAGCCAAUGUACGAGCUUAAAAUGCUGUGGGGAAACCUGGAUGAGAAGAUCAUCAGCCGGCAGCACAAACUAGAGGGAGGCCUUCUUGCACUGGGACAGUUCCAGCAUGCACUGGACGAGCUGUUGGCCUGGAUGAACCACACUGAGGAGCUGCUCAAUGAGCAGAGAAAGGCAGGGGGAGACCCCAAAGCUAUUGAAAUUGAGCUGGCCAAGCAUCAUGUCCUCCAAAUUGACGUACUGGCUCACAAGUCAACAGUUGAGACGGUGAACAAAGCAGGGAAUGAUCUUGUGGAAUCCAGUGCUGGAGAGGAAGCCUCUUGCCUGAGGAGCAAACUGGAGAACCUCGACCAGCGCUGGAAGGCCAUCUUGGAAAAGGCUGAGCAGAGGAAGCAGCAACUGGAAAGCGCUCUGCUUCAGGCCCAGGGUUUCCAUGGUGAGGUGGAAGAUAUGCUGCAAUGGCUGAAAGACACAGAACGUCAGCUGUUGGCUUCAAAGGCUGUGGGAGGCUUACCAGACACAGCCCGCGAGCAGCUUAACGUCCAUCUGGAGUUGUGUUCCACCUUGGAGAUAAAGGAGGAGCUAUACAAGGAGCUGAUGACCAAAGGUCAACAGCUGCUCGCUAUGACGCCCGAGGGCAACACGGAGCAGGACCUCAACAACCUGAAAGACAAAUGGGAAGCCGUGCAGGCCAAAGUUGCUGAAAGGAAGGUCAAACUGGAGGAGGCCUUGACGCUGGCCACAGAUUUCCACAACUCUCUGCAAGACUUCAUCAACUGGCUGACCCAAGCAGAGCAGACGCUGAACAUGGUGUCGCCCGCCUCUCUGAUUCUGGAAACCAGUCUGUUUCAGAUUGAUGAGCAUAAAGUGUUUGUGACAGAGGUCAACUCUCACAGAGAUGACAUCAUCGAGCUGGACAAGACCGGCACGCAGUUAAAGUACUUCAGCCAGAAGCAGGACGUGGUUCUGAUCAAGAACCUGCUCCUGAGUGUGCAAGGUCGCUGGGAAAAGCUGGUGCAGCGAUCUGUGGAACGCGGUCGUGUUUUGGACGAUGCCAGGAAGAGAGCGAAACAAUUCCAUGAAAACUGGAGUAAACUAAUUGAAUGGUUGGAUGACUGUGAGAAGACGCUAGACUCUGAAGUGGAAAUUGCCAAUGAGCCAGACAAAAUCAAGAAGCAGCUUUCGCAACACAAGGAGUUCCAGAAGGCUUUGGGGAGUAAGCAUUCGGUGUAUGAUACCACCUCGAGAACUGGACGAGCCCUCAAGGACAAGACUUCGCUUCAGGAUGAUAAUCAGAAACUGGAUGACAUGCUGAGUGAACUGAGGGACAAAUGGGACACAGUUUGUGGAAAGUCCAUAGAGAGGCAAAACAAGCUGGAGGAGGCAUUGCUGUUCUCCGGCCAGUUCAAAGACGCUCUGCAGGCUCUCAUCGACUGGCUGUACAAAGUGGAGCCUCAGAUGGCUGAAGACCAGCCAGUUCACGGAGACAUCGACCUGAUUUUGAACCUGAUAGACAACCACAAGGUUUUCCAGAAGGAACUGGGAAAGAAGACAGUCAGCGUCCAGGCCCUCAAACGCUCGGCCAGGGAGCUGAUUGACAGCAGUCACGACGACUCCUCAUGGGUCAAAGUUCAAAUACAGGACUUAAGCACUCGCUGGGAGACGGUGUGCAACCUUUCGGUGUCCAAGCAGACGCGUCUGGAGCAGGCCCUGUGCCAGGCUGAGGAGUUUCACUCCACGGUUCACAUCCUGCUAGAGUGGCUGGCCGAGGCCGAGCAGAGUUUGCGUUUCCAUGGCAGCCUGCCCGACGAUGAAGAGGCUCUCCGUGCACUUAUUGAUCAGCACAAGGAGUUCAUGAAGAAACUGGAAGAAAAGCGUGUUGCUCUGAAUAAAGCCAUCAGUCUGGGUGAGGCUAUUCUGAGCAUCUGCCAUCCCGACUCCAUCACAACCAUCAAACACUGGAACACAAUCAUUAAAGCUCGGUUUGAAGAGGUACAAGCGUGGGCCAGGCAGCACCAGCAGCGACUAGCCGCAGCUCUCAGUGAGUUCUUAGCCACUCAAGACUUGCUGGAGAACCUUUUGACUUGGCUCCAAUGGGCUGAGUCAAACUUGAGUGACAAAGACAAGGAAGUCCUACCGCAGGAGAUCCAGGAGAUCAAAAGUCUCAUCGCAGAACACCAGACGUUUAUGGAGGAAAUGACCAGGAAGCAACCAGAUGUUGACAAAAUCACAAAAACACACAAAAGGAAAGCUGCUCUGGAACCUCAGAUCCACUCUCAGAUCCCUGUGCUGGACAAAGGAAGAGCUGGAAGAAAACGUUCUCCCACUCAAACCAUGUAUGCGUCAGCGACGCAAGCACCCAUCGAAACCAAAAAUCCGCGUGUCAACCUGCUGGUCAGUAAAUGGCAGCACGUGUGGCUGCUGGCUCUAGACAGGAGGAGGAAACUAAACGACGCUUUGGAUAGAUUGGAGGAGUUGAAAGAGUUUGCCAACUUUGACUUUGACGUGUGGCGGAAACGCUACAUGCGCUGGAUGAACCACAAAAAGUCUCGCGUCAUGGACUUCUUCCGCCGCAUUGACAAAGAUCAGGAUGGAAAAGUCACGAGGCAGGAGUUCAUCGAGGGCAUCCUGUCCUCCAAAUUCCCCACAAGUCGACUGGAGAUGAGUGCUGUGGCAGACAUAUUUGAUCGGGACGGUGACGGCUACAUCGACUACUAUGAGUUUGUUGCUGCUCUUCAUCCCAACAAGGACGCCUACAAACCUUUGACAGAUGCUGACAAGAUUGAAGAUGAGGUGACCCGCCAAGUUGCCAAAUGCAAAUGUCCAAAACGGUUUCAAGUGGAGCAAAUUGGUGCCAACAAGUACAGGUUUUACCUUGGAAACCAGUUUGGAGACUCUCAGCAGCUUCGUCUGGUGCGUAUCUUGCGCAGCACUGUAAUGGUGCGAGUGGGUGGAGGCUGGAUGGCGCUGGAUGAGUUCCUGGUGAAGAACGACCCCUGUCGAGUUCAUCACCACGGGAGCAAAAUGUUGCGCUCAGAAUCAAACUCGUCGAUAACUCAGUCUCCUAUAGGUUGGCAAAUCUCAAACUUUCUCUCCCUGCUCCAUGAACCCACCAGUGCUAAAGGCAGGACCAACAUGGAGCUGCGAGAGAAGUUCAUUGUCCCCGAGGGCACCACGCAGGUGAUGGCUAGCUUCCGCUACCGAGGCCGUCGCUCACGGCCCUCGUCGAGGGCGGCGUCGCCCAACAGAUCCAUAUCCAGCCAAAGCUGUGUCAUCCCGUCCAACCCGCCAGUGAACAGCACUCCUAAGACGUGCCAACACAUAAACCGCAAUUAUGAUAAGCCUUGGCUUACAAACAGCAAACCCUCCACUCCAAUUAAAUCAUCCGACUCCUUCGGGAGCCCAGGUUCAUCCUCAGAGACAACGCCAGUUCAAGGGAGCAAGUUACGCCUUCCGGGCUAUUUGUCGGGAAAAGGAUUUCAGUCAAGCGACGAGGGAACACUAAUCAACGCUGCCGUGCUCAAAGCUCGGGGUCAUGUUCUAGGAGACUCGAGGAAAAACUCGAGCCGACCUGGAAGCAAAGCAGGAAGCAGAGGCAGCAGUCGCAGAGGCAGCGACGCCUCAGACUUCGACAUCUCGGACAUCCAGUCGGUGUGCUCGGAUGCAUCGGAGACGGUUGGGGAAGGCACGCGGACGACUCCGCGUUCCGUUUCCCGCCAACAAGGAGGGAAGCCCUCCAAGAUCCCCACACCUCAGAGAAGAAGCACUCCCACGAGCAAACUUGCCAAGGGAUCCAAGCGAUAGUCAGUGGCUUCAAGAACAAAGGCCACAAACACUGGAAUUACAUAAUUUAAGACUCCAAAUAUGCGAGUGUUAUUUAAACUGAUGCUGAGUUGUAAAAUAUUCCUUUGGUGAGGUGAUAUGAUUGAGUAGUAUGCGUGAAUGGAAUGUCAAUGGCCUCGUGUAUUUGUUUUUAAUGUAUUUUACUUUUUGGUGAAAAUGUCCAAAAAAAUUUAAAUUAUAUUAUUUGAUUGAUCCUGUCAAGAUUUGAUGGUUUGCCGAAAAUGGCACUUGAGAGAAGUUACUGAAUGUACUUUUGUCAUGUAUGUGCUCUGGACUUUGGAGUAGCAUCGCACCACCACGUGCGCGUGUGUGUGUGUGUGUGUGUGUGUGUAUGUGUGUGUGCGUGUACCUGUGUGCGUGUGGUGCCGCAAAUAUUUAUUUAAGUGCUAACAAUCUACAGUACUUUCAAGGGCAAUGCAAUAUAACUAUGGUAAGCACUGCGGAAACCUUUAACAACACUCCAAGUAGCAGAAACCCUGCAGCCGCAAGUCGUCUGUUUGCAGACGACUUUGCAGCAACAUGUGAGCCCCUUCACGCUGACAUUCUCUGUGUAGGCACAUUGCUUCAUUUCAGUUGUUACUGUAACUAUUACUUUGUAAUAAACCUGCUUGCACAAAGCUACAAGAAACUGACUUAGA